Molecule: messenger RNA, 3051 nt
Organism: Xenia sp. Carnegie-2017
Lineage: Eukaryota; Metazoa; Cnidaria; Anthozoa; Malacalcyonacea; Xeniidae
Exons: 2
Coding region: 715-2922 (735 amino acids)
Source: RefSeq, a predicted model, not a curated record
CUCAAUGAGAUUUUUUCACUUUCAUUUACAACUAUUCCUCGAGAUGGGCGUCGUUUUGGUUUUUGUUCAUGAUAGCUCAAAGGGGGAAGGGUUAGGGAGGGUGCCAAUUUUACAAUUUUUUCAUGUAAUGUCUCUCGUGGGAAUUUUCCUCCGUUCUCUUUUGAGACACUUGGAAAACAAAACUUACUAUUUCCCUUGGGAACACACAUUAAGCAUUUAUUGAUGAGGUUGAGCAUGAUAUCAAAAAUUAUUUAGUAAGUCAGAACAAUUCUUGAUAUCGUACGAAAGCCUAAUUCAAUAAUUAUUUUAUUAUUUACCUCGACUAACUGAAAUAUUAUAUCUAUGAAAUAUUAUAACUAUAUAUAACUAUACAUUUAUUUCCUGAAAGACGUGAUACAUUAAUGGACCUUCGUUCUUCGGACAAGAAAAAAUAGGAAAAUGGUAGUUUUUUCUCCAUUUUGCAAAAAAGUUUAGAAAAAAUGUAGGAUGUUGCAGAAUAUUGGGGAUUGGUACAUCAAUCAAAAUCGGUUUUUAAGCAGUUUUCCUGGUUUUUUCGCGUGUAAUUUAUAGCCCAUAAUCCUUUGCGCACCCUCUGGUAUAAAGCUAUGUGAUGUCAUCAAUUCAUCGUCAUUUGCGAUUGACUUGCUUUGUGCACAGAUUCGUACUACUAAAAAAAGUGAAAAUUACUUCAUUAGCGAACUAAAAUAUAUUGCAAUGGAUAAUGUUCAAUUAAACGACAUCUUUCUUUACGAAGAAACUUCAUUAAAAGUUGUUGAACAACUUGUGGCCACUGGUCAUUACGGAUCAGCGAAGAAUAUGGAAGAAAUUUUGGACAUUGCAAAAAAAAGGGCCUCUAUUGCAAAACGUCGUAUUGAACUGCUCGAAAGAUCAUUUUACGACCAGAGUGCAGAAGUUGAAUAUUUAGCAUUAUGCUGUGAAGACUUUGGCGUUGGAACAACUGUUGAAGAAAGUUCAGUUAAAGUUGAACAAAAUGAAGCAACAGCAGUCAACAAGUCCAUUGAAGGAACCACAGCUGUCAUUCAACAACAAGCGACUGAAAACGCCAUUUCAAUCGUGUAUGAUGAAAUAGUUGCGGAAGCUGUUGAUGAAAUGCUAAAGCAGGUUGACUUGGUCAAUAUUGCAUUGAAGGACUUUGCUGAGAACUUGGUUGUGCUUGGUGAUGAUGAUGAUGAUGAGCCAGAUCAACUUACUGUUGGUGGUUUAGACAUCAUUCAAACACAAACAGUAGAUGGUGGUGAGCAGAUUUUCCAACCUCAGCAUCCUGGUGAUGAUGGUAAAAUCACCAAAGACAUACCUACUCAAGCUGUUGGUGAAAUCAAAGAAGACGUAUCUACUCUAGCUGUUGGUGAAAUCACUGAAGACUUACCUACUCAAGUUGUUUGUGAAAUCACUGAAGACUUACCUACUGAAGUUGAUGGUAAAAUCAACAAAUACUUAUCUACUCUAGUUGUUGGUGAAAUCACUGAAGACUUAUCUACUCUAGUUGAUGUUGAAGUCACCAAAGACUUACCUACUCUAGUUGAUGGUGAAAUCACUGAAGACAUAUCUACUCAAUUUUUUGGGGAAAUCACUGAAGACUUACCUACUCUAGUUAAUGGUGAAAUCACCGAAGACUUUCCUACUCUAGUUGAUGGUGAAAUCACUCAAGACAUAUCUACUCUACUUGUUGGUGAAAUCACCAAAGACUUACCUACUCAAGUUAAUGGGGAAAUCAUCAAACACUUACCUACUCUAGUUGAUGGUGAAAUCGCCAAUGACUUACCUACUCUAGUUGAUGGUGAAAUCACCAAAGACUUAUCCACUCAAGUUGAUGGUGAAAUCACGGAAGACUUACCUGCUCUAGUUGAUGGUGAAAUCACCAAAGACUUACCUACUCAAGUUAAUGGUGAAAUCAUCAAAGAUUUAUCCAUUCAAGUUGAUGGUGAAAUCACUGAAGACUUACUUACUCAAGUUGAUGUUGAAAUCACCAAAGACUUAUUCACUCAAGUUGAUAUUGAAAUCACCAAAGACUUACCUACUCAAAUUGUUGGUGAAAUCACUGAAGACUUAUCCACUCAAGUUGAUGGUGAAAUCACCGAAGACUUACCUACUCAAGUUGUUGGUGAAAUCAUGAAAGACUUACCUACUCUAGUUGAUGGUGAAAUCACCAAAGACUUACCUACUCAAGUUGUUGGUGAAAUCACUGAAGACUUACCUACUCAAGUUGUUGGUGAAAUCACCAAAGACUUAUCCACUCAAUUUGAUGGUGAAAUCACCGAAGACUUACUUACUCAAGUUGUUGGUGAAAUCACUGAAGACUUACCUACUCAAGUUGUUGGUGAAAUUACUGAAGACUUACCUACUCUAGUUGAUGGUGAAAUCACCAAAGACUUACCUACUCAAGUUGUUGGUGAAAUCAUCAAAGAUUCACCUACUCAAGUUGUUGGUGAAAUCACUGAAGACUUACCUACUCAAGUUGUUGGUGAAAUCACCGAAGACUUACCUACUCAAGUUGAUAAUGAAAUCAGCAAAGACUUACCAACUACUAUUGUUAGUGAAAUCACAAAAGACCCAAGUACUGUUGGGGAUAACGAGAUUAUUCAAGCCCAUCUUACUCUAGAUGAUGUUGACCAAGGUGAAUGCCUAAUUAAAAGUGAUCUUCUAUUUAAUGUUCAUGAUAAGCAUUCAAAAUCCACCACAGUUGAUGAUUCUCAAGAAAUCAAAAUUAAUCAGAUAUAUUCCAAAGAUGAUAAUUGUCACCAUAGCAUCAGAAGUGGAAAUCUGAACGAAAAUUUUACUGAAUCACUUCAUGACAAUCUUUCACUGACAACACCACCAAAUGGCAGAAAGUUAAAGAAAAGAAGGGGAUUUUUUAGAAGAUUAUUUUUUUGCUGUUUCAAGAGUAAUGAAACAAGCGACUAAAAAUUCAUAGAUGAACAAUAUUUUAUAUAUAUAUUCUUGUAAAUAGUGAGUAAAUCAAAGAUAAUAAAAGUUUUUACGUAAGAUUGUAAAUAUGUAAUUAAUGAAAUAAAUAAAAUUAUUUAUAUACGA